AUGGCGCACCAGGACCACUCGCACGGCCGCGGCAAGGGCGGCAAGGGCCUCGGGAAGGGCGGCGCGCGCAGGCACCGCAAGCUGCUGCGCGACAACCUGCAGGGCAUCACGAAGCCCGCGAUCCGCCGCCUCGCGCGCCGCGGCGGCGUGAAGCGCAUCUCUGGGCUGAUCUACGAAGAGACCCGCGGCGUGCUCAAGCAGUUCCUGGAGAACGUCAUCCACGACGCGGUGACGUACACGGACCACGCGAAGCGCAAGACGGUCACGGCGCUGGACGUCGCGUACGCGCUGAAGCGCCAGGGCCGCACUAUCUACGGCUUCGGCGUGUGA
Messenger RNA from Pedinophyceae sp. YPF-701, 330 nucleotides. The record is from the annotation of a GenBank genome assembly. Lineage: Eukaryota; Viridiplantae; Chlorophyta; Pedinophyceae.